CCCUGCAACAUCUCCAACUUGAACUCCGAUAGCCAAAUUAGCUGCUCAGAAAGCAAAAUGAGUAACGGAAUUCUCUCACCCGUAACCCAACUAACCGCCGGCGGCUAUUCUGCCGUGGCAGCAAGAGCCUCCCACUUCCACCCUGCUUCCGAUCCACAUUCAAUCGGCUUCACUUCCAGCAUAGCCCGUUUCGUCCUCCGAGCUCGCCGUCCCAGCAGAAGCUUCAGACCCAGUAAUAUCCCCAUCAAAGCUGCAGCUUCCACCGCCACCGCAACCGCCGGGAGUAGCCUGUACGUCAGCACGGAGAGCUUCUACGAUUUGUUGGGGAUCCCGGCGAGCGGAACGCUGCCGGAGAUCAAGCACGCGUACAGGCAACUUGCUCGGAAAUACCACCCGGACGUUUCCCCGCAGGAGAGAGCUGAGGAGUACACGAACCGAUUUCUUGAGGUGCAGGAGGCUUACGAGACGCUGUCGGAUCCCGACAGCCGAGCUCAAUAUGACAGAGCGCUGGCCUCUGGCUUCCAUACGGCUUUCUCUGCUACAAAGCAAUUCCACAAGGGAGCGGAUCCAAAAGGGGAGUGGAAACAAAGGUGGGAAACGCAGAUGGAGGAGUUGCAGAGCAUUCGCCAGGGGAAACAGAGCAAGACCUCUUGGGGACAGAGGAUGAGGAGGCAGAGAUCAUGCGAAGUCAGCUUCAGUUAGUGACUGGAGAAACGAAUUCGCAAGAUGAACAAUUUAGAUUAGUGUUUUUUCCUGGAUUCUAGAUUAGGUCAACUGUCUGUUUCUCGCUUUUGGUGACUUCACUGUGUAAAUAUGUGGUGUUCUUCCAUGGAUGAUACUCGAUCAGAGAGCAGGGGAAUGUUGGGUUUUUAAGCUUUUUUUUUUUAAUUGUACAUAUAGAAUAUAGUGGCGUAAUUUCAAUUCAAAUAAACUUUUAUAGAUCUU
Linum trigynum is the source of this 945-nucleotide messenger RNA. Lineage: Eukaryota; Viridiplantae; Streptophyta; Magnoliopsida; Malpighiales; Linaceae. The record is from the annotation of a GenBank genome assembly.